UUAUUUCAUGAUUGUUAUCGAAUCGCACGUGGUUCGCUUGAGAAUGUACGUGGUGCAACGCGUACGCUUAUUUAUUUGAAAAGCUGACGUUAUCUCUUAAUUAAGAUGGGGAAGAAAACAAAGAUUGGGAAGCAGAGAAAAGACAAGUAUUAUCAAUUAGCCAAGGAAACAGGUUAUAGGUCACGUGCUGCAUUCAAGUUAAUUCAGUUAAAUCGAAAAUAUGAAUUUCUUCAAAAGUCUAGAGUAUGCAUUGAUCUGUGUGCAGCACCUGGUGGCUGGAUGCAAGUUGCUAGGCAAAAUAUGCCAGUGUCAUCUAUAGUUGUAGGAGUGGAUUUGUUUCCUAUAAAACCUAUUCCAGGAUGUAUCAAUCUUACAGAGGAUAUCACAACAGAUAAAUGUCGGAUAGCUAUCACACGAGAACUGAAAACAUGGAAAGCCGAUGUUGUUUUAAACGACGGAGCCCCAAACGUGGGAAAAAAUUGGCUUCAUGAUGCUUAUCAACAAGCUGUUUUAACAUUAGCUGCUAUUAAACUAGCCGCUCAAUUUCUAAGAGCAGGUGGUUGGUUCGUUACAAAAAUAUUUCGAUCUAAAGAUUAUCAUCCACUUAUCUGGGUGUUAAAACAAUUAUUCAAGAAGGUACACGCUACUAAACCUCAAGCCUCGCGUAACGAGUCUGCAGAAAUUUUUGUGGUUUGUCAAUAUUACAUAGCUCCUGACAAAUUGGAUUCCAAGUUUUUCGACCCAAAGUACGUAUUUUCUGAGCUCGAAGUCAAAAGUGCAAACAAGAUAAAUAUUUUCCAUCCAGAAAGGCAGAAGAAGCCUAAAGUCGAAGGGUAUCCUGAGAAUGAUUAUACGCUGUAUCAUAAAUUAUCAGCAAAGGAGUUUAUCGCUUGCGAAGAUGCAGUGGAGGCUCUGCAGACUGCUUCCGAAAUAGUCAUAGAUGACGAAGCCGUCGAUAAACAUGAGAAAACGACAAAAGAAAUUAGAGAAGCUUGCAAAGAUAUUAAAGUACUCGGCCGAAAAGAUUUGAAGAUGCUACUGAAAUGGUGGAAAACAUUAAAAGAGGCACACGAAUCUGACAAGAAAAAAGAAGAAAAUGGAACUGCACUCGAAGAUGAAACGGCAGCCGCGCCUGCGGCGAUUAGUGUCGAGGAACAGGAAGAUUUGGAAGACGCUGAAAUCGAGAAACAAAUUGCUGAAAUUAAAGACACGGAAGCGAGAGAAUUGAAACGCAAGAAAAAGAAGGUUCACAAAGAAAGACAAAAGUUGAAUGAACGGCUCAAUUUGAAAAUGGUUCAUAAAGGUGACGAGGGACCUAAAUUGGAAGGAGACGAUAUGUUCCAUUUGAACCAGAUACAAACUUAUCAACAAUUGGAACAAGUUACGGAUCAAACACCCGAUGUCGUAGCGGAGAGCGAGGAGGAGUCGGACGACGAAGAAGUUAGGCCAAAAACGGUUCGUUACGAGAAAGAUGCAGGUCACUUGGAUAGUAAAGGUUUAUAUUACAAAUCGGAAGACAGUGAGAACAGUGAUACUGACGCUACAUCAGAUGAUGACGAUGCAGAUAGUGAAAAAUCUGGGCUAGGUUUAGAGGAUUCGGAGGAUGAAAGUAAGAAGAAACCGAAGAAACCACAACCGAAAAAGAAACGAGAAUCUAACGAAUCUGAUAAUAAUCCAUUACUGACUGACCUAGAUUUCCGGGACAAGAAAGCGAAAAAAAUUCGUAAGGCAGAACUUUGGUUCGAGAAGGAUGCGUUUAAAGAUUUAGAUAACGAGGACGACGAAGAUUACGAGUUGGAUAGAAUGAUCGAACUGUACAAAAAGAAAGGUGGACAUAUCGUCGGAGAUGAGAACAAAGUAGUAAACCACGAGGAGAAGAAGAAACGAAAACAUAAAGACAGCAAAAAUUCCGAGGAUGAAUCAAAUUCCGACUACGAAAUCGAAGAAACGAUGGAUUCUAACAAGAAAGCAAAGAAGAUCGGUGGGCAGGACGGCUUUGAGAUAGUACCCCGAGAAGAAGGGGAGGAUAAAAGGUCGAAGAAGAAGAGGAAAUUGACCGCGGAAGAUUUAGCACUCGGCUCGUUGCUGAUUCAGAGUAAAAAAUCUCGAAGGGAUUUGAUCGAUUCGGCUUGGAACAAAUACGCAUUCAACGACGAAAAAUUACCCGACUGGUUCGUGAAGGACGAGGAGAGGCAUAUGAAGAAAGAGGCACCUGUACCUAUAGAAUUAGUAAACGAUUAUAAGAAACGAGUCGAGGACUUGAACGUCAGACCAAUUAAGAAAGUGAUGGAAGCUAAAGCGAGGAAAAAGAAGCGAGCGAUACGCAAACUUGAGAAGGCUAAGAAGAAGGUGGAGGCGUUGAUGGACAACACGGAUAUUAGCGACAGAGAGAAGGCCAGACAAGUUGCAGCGUUGUAUAAGAAAGCCUCCAAGGAACCGAAAAAGGAAGUCACAUAUGUCGUUGCGAAGAAACACUUGGCGCAGAAGCGCACCGUUCGGCCUGCCGGUGUGAAAGGUCGAUACAAAGUGGUCGAUCCGCGAAUGAAGAAGGACAUACGCGCGGCGAAAGCGAAAGAAAAGACUAGAGGCCGCGGAAAGAAACGUCGAGGUGGAAAUCUCGCUCCUAGAGCGAGAUCCAAAACUAUGAAGAGAAAGAGAGCCAAAUAAUUUCCAUCCUCUACAUGAUAAAGAUAAUUUUUACAAUUAUUUUAACUACGCACAUUCGCACAGUGUGAUGUUUGCUUCGCAUCGUUUGCUUGUGAUGUAUAUACAUAUUAAUACAUAACGUUAUCAAUGCUA
Harpegnathos saltator (Jerdon's jumping ant) is the source of this 2799-nucleotide messenger RNA. Its product is annotated as pre-rRNA processing protein FTSJ3. Gene Ontology annotation, molecular function: rRNA (guanine) methyltransferase activity; rRNA (uridine-2'-O-ribose)-methyltransferase activity. The coding region runs from base 106 to 2667 and encodes 853 amino acids. NCBI's taxonomy places the organism in Eukaryota, Metazoa, Arthropoda, Insecta, Hymenoptera, Formicidae. Gene Ontology annotation, biological process: rRNA methylation; maturation of 5.8S rRNA from tricistronic rRNA transcript (SSU-rRNA, 5.8S rRNA, LSU-rRNA); maturation of LSU-rRNA from tricistronic rRNA transcript (SSU-rRNA, 5.8S rRNA, LSU-rRNA). The transcript is spliced from 6 exons. Gene Ontology annotation, cellular component: nucleus; preribosome, large subunit precursor; nucleolus. The record is from RefSeq and is a predicted model, not a curated record.